Molecule: messenger RNA, 2544 nt
Organism: Nerophis lumbriciformis (worm pipefish)
Lineage: Eukaryota; Metazoa; Chordata; Actinopteri; Syngnathiformes; Syngnathidae
Source: RefSeq, a predicted model, not a curated record
AUGUCGUCACAAAAUAAAAAACAAGAUGUUAUGUUUGAAGAUGAUGAUCUGCCAUAUGAAGAGGAGAUCAUCAGAAAUCCAUAUUCAGUCAAGUGCUGGAUGCGUUACAUCGAGUUUAAACAGAAUGCUGACAAAUCCGUGCUCAAUAUGAUCUAUGAACGAGCUCUAAAAGAGCUACCUGGCAGUUAUAAACUAUGGUACAAUUAUCUGAGGGAGAGGAGAAAACAAGUCAAGGGCAAAUGCAUAAAUGAACCAGUGUAUGAAGAAAUCAAUAACUGUCAUGAAAGAGCGUUAGUAUUCAUGCACAAGAUGCCUAGGAUAUGGACGGAUUAUUGUCACUUCCUAGUGUCGCAGUGUAAGAUCACUAGGAGCCGGCGGACAUUUGACCGUGCACUCCGAGCUCUUCCAGUUACUCAGCAUCCACGCAUCUGGCCCAUAUAUCUUCGCUUUGUCCGAAGCUUGCCUUUGCCCGAGACGGCCAUUCGAGUCUACCGACGAUACCUCAAGCUUUCUCCAGAGAAUGCAGAAGAAUACAUUGAGUACCUUAAGUCUGUUGGACGCUUGGAUGAAGCUGCUGUGCGUCUAGCGGCUGUUGUCAAUGAUGAAAGCUUUGUGUCAAAAGAAGGCAAAUCUAACUACCAGUUGUGGCACGAGUUGUGCGACCUGAUUUCUCAGAACCCCGAUAAGGUGACUUCUUUAAAUGUGGGCGCCAUCAUCCGAGGCGGGCUUACUCGCUUUACCGAUCAGCUUGGCAAGCUUUGGUGCUCUUUAGCAGAUUAUUACAUCAGGAGUGGGCUUUUCGAAAAGGCUCGCGAUGUGUAUGAGGAGGCCAUUCUUACGGUGGUCACCGUCCGGGAUUUCACCCAAGUCUUUGACAGUUACGCUCAGUUUGAAGAAAGCAUGAUCGCAGCCAAAAUGGAGACCACUUCGGAGAUGGGCCAGGACCCAGAUGAUGACAUUGAUCUGGAGCUUCGACUCGCCCGCUUUGAGGAGCUGAUAGCGCGGCGACCUCUUCUUUUGAACAGUGUACUGUUGCGCCAGAACCCCCACAAUGUCCACGAGUGGCAUAAACGUGUAAAGUUGUAUGAGGGGACUCCAAGGCAGAUUAUCAACACAUACACUGAGGCAGUGCAGACUGUCGAUCCCAUGAAAGCCACCGGAAAACCACACACGCUCUGGGUCACUUUUGCUAAAUUCUACGAGGAAAAUCAACAGCUGGAUGAUGCCAGGACCAUCUUUGAAAAGGCCACCAAAGUGAACUAUAAGCAAGUAGAUGACCUGGCCGCAGUGUGGUGCGAAUAUGGAGAGAUGGAGCUGCGGCAUGAGAACUAUGAACAGGCAUUGAGGAUACUUAGGAAAGCAACAGCCAUCCCGUCCAAGAAGGCGGAGUAUUUUGAUGCUUCUGAGCCGGUCCAAAACAGGGUCUACAAGUCUUUGAAGGUCUGGUCCAUGUUGGCUGACUUGGAAGAGAGUCUUGGCACCUUUCAGUCUACAAAAGCAGUAUAUGAUCGCAUUAUUGACCUGCGCAUCGCCACGCCGCAGAUCGUCAUCAACUACGCCAUGUUCCUCGAAGAGCACAACUACUUUGAAGAGAGCUUCAAAGCGUACGAGCGCGGCAUCGCCCUCUUCAAGUGGCCGAACGUUUACGACAUCUGGAACACUUACCUCACCAAGUUCAUCGAUCGAUACGGAGGCAAAAAACUGGAGAGGGCAAGAGAUCUAUUCGAGCAAGCCCUCGAUGGCUGUCCUGCCAAAUUUGCCAAGACGAUCUACCUGCUGUACGCCAAGCUGGAGGAGGAGUACGGCCUAGCACGUCACGCUAUGGCGGUUUACGAAAGAGCAACAGAGGCGGUAGAAAAUGAGGAGAGACACCAGAUGUUCAAUAUCUACAUCAAGAGAGCAGCUGAAAUUUACGGCGUCACUUACACCAGGGCCAUUUACCAGAAGGCGAUUGAGGUACUCCCUGAUGAGCAUUCCAGAGACAUGUGCUUGCGAUUCGCCGACAUGGAAAGCAAACUGGGUGAAAUCGAUCGGGCUAGGGCCAUUUAUUCCUACUGCUCCCAGAUCUGUGACCCAAGGGUUACAGCUACAUUUUGGCAGACGUGGAAGGAAUUUGAGAUCCGUCACGGAAACGAGGACACCAUAAGAGAAAUGCUCCGAAUUAAGCGCAGCGUCCAGGCGACGUACAACACUCAGGUUAACUUCAUGUCGUCCCAGAUGCUGAAAGCCACAACGAGCUCUACAGGAACUGUGUCGGAUCUCGCUCCAGGCCAGUUGGGAAUUGACGACAUGAAAAUGUUGGAGCAGAAAGCGCAGCAGCUCGCGGCAGAGGCAGAGCUGGAUAAACCCAAGCCAAAAGAAAAGAUUCUUUUCAUUAGGAGCGACGCAUCUCGCAGUGAGUUGGGCGAGCUCGCCAAACAAGCGAAUCCCGAUGAGAUCGAUAUUGACGAUGAGGAUGAAGAUGACGGGCAAGGCCCAGAGGAGGUACAACUGGAACAGAAGAGUGUUCCCACUGCUGUGUACGGAGGCCUGAUAGAUGAUUGA